Molecule: messenger RNA, 1714 nt
Organism: Coffea arabica (coffee)
Lineage: Eukaryota; Viridiplantae; Streptophyta; Magnoliopsida; Gentianales; Rubiaceae
Product: tubulin beta-5 chain
Biological process (GO): microtubule-based process
Cellular component (GO): microtubule
Molecular function (GO): structural constituent of cytoskeleton; GTPase activity; GTP binding
Source: RefSeq, a predicted model, not a curated record
UUUCCUAUUCCCCUCCAUUUCCUCUCCUCCACAGCUCCACUCCCCAAAAACACCCACGCUUUCACACACACUCAAUUCAUCCACCCAACCGAAAAUCCAACCCAAAAGGAAAAAAAAAACCACCAAAAACAGAAGCGAAAAUGAGAGAAAUCCUUCACAUUCAGGGCGGCCAAUGCGGCAACCAGAUCGGAGCCAAGUUCUGGGAGGUCAUUUGCGACGAGCACGGCAUUGACCACACUGGAAAGUACUCCGGCGACUCAGAUCUUCAAUUGGAGCGCAUCAAUGUCUACUACAACGAAGCCAGCGGCGGAAGAUAUGUUCCCCGGGCUGUUCUCAUGGACCUUGAGCCCGGUACCAUGGAUUCUGUCAGGUCCGGCCCUUAUGGUCAGAUCUUCCGCCCGGAUAACUUUGUUUUUGGACAAUCCGGUGCUGGGAAUAAUUGGGCUAAAGGGCAUUAUACUGAGGGUGCUGAGCUGAUUGAUGCUGUUCUUGACGUUGUUAGGAAAGAAGCUGAGAAUUGUGAUUGUUUGCAAGGAUUUCAAGUGUGUCAUUCAUUGGGUGGAGGUACUGGAUCUGGUAUGGGCACACUUCUCAUUUCAAAGAUCAGGGAGGAGUAUCCAGACCGCAUGAUGUUGACGUUUUCUGUCUUUCCUUCUCCUAAAGUAUCUGAUACUGUGGUUGAGCCAUACAAUGCUACACUGUCUGUCCAUCAACUUGUUGAGAAUGCAGAUGAAUGCAUGGUUUUGGAUAACGAGGCUCUAUAUGACAUCUGUUUCCGUACUCUCAAGCUGGCUACUCCUACUUUUGGUGAUCUCAACCACCUCAUUUCUGCUACCAUGAGUGGUGUCACAUGUUGUCUUCGCUUCCCUGGACAGUUGAACUCUGACCUGCGUAAGCUUGCCGUUAACCUUAUCCCAUUCCCACGACUCCAUUUCUUCAUGGUGGGCUUUGCACCUUUAACAUCCAGGGGUUCCCAGCAAUACCGUGCUCUCACUGUCCCUGAGCUGACACAACAGAUGUGGGAUGCAAAGAACAUGAUGUGUGCUGCUGACCCACGUCAUGGUCGGUACUUAACUGCUUCAGCCAUGUUCCGUGGCAAGAUGAGUACCAAAGAGGUUGACGAACAGAUGAUCAACGUCCAGAACAAGAAUUCAUCUUACUUCGUUGAAUGGAUUCCCAACAAUGUCAAGUCUAGCGUAUGCGAUAUCCCACCCAAGGGUCUGAAAAUGGCAUCUACUUUCAUUGGCAAUUCAACUUCCAUCCAGGAAAUGUUCAGGCGUGUAAGUGAGCAAUUCACAGCUAUGUUUAGGCGCAAGGCUUUCUUGCACUGGUAUACUGGUGAAGGAAUGGAUGAAAUGGAGUUUACCGAGGCUGAGAGCAACAUGAAUGAUCUGGUAGCUGAAUACCAGCAAUACCAGGAUGCCACUGCUGAUGAUGAGGAAUAUGAAGAGGAGGAGGAAGAAGUAGGAGCAACAGCAUGAGGCAUCUUUCUCAUUUCAUCAGUUUGCUGGAGGGUUAUGGUCUGUUUGGUUUCUUUAAGUGGGUGAUGGUGUUUGUCAUCAAGGGAUCAAUUAGAUUGAUGUACUAAGUAGUAUGGUGUAUGCUAUGAUUUGUGUUGUAUUUGAGUUGGGUUUAUUACUCUGGUAUUAAAUGUGAAUCAUGUGUAAUUUGAACUUGUAUAUUCGUUGUUUGUGUUAUAGCUUUUGGCUUUUAA